Messenger RNA from Polychytrium aggregatum, 1158 nucleotides. Its product is annotated as pyrazinamidase/nicotinamidase. The transcript is spliced from 2 exons. The coding region runs from base 104 to 700 and encodes 198 amino acids. Gene Ontology annotation, molecular function: hydrolase activity, acting on carbon-nitrogen (but not peptide) bonds, in linear amides. The record is from RefSeq and is a predicted model, not a curated record. Lineage: Eukaryota; Fungi; Chytridiomycota; Chytridiomycetes; Polychytriales.
AGUUCCCCUCCCCUCUUGCCGUUCCUGCUGCCGAUCGCCCUCAGGUCCCAUCUCCCCAAUUAAGCCCGCCGCUGCUCGCUUCAAAGCCAAAUCCGCAUCCACAAUGACCUCCGGACAGUCCCUCGACUCCAGCACCGACGUUCUCGUCGUCGUCGAUGUCCAAAACGACUUCCUGCCUGGCGGUGCCCUCGGUGUUCCCCUCGGUAAUGACAUCCUCCCCGGUCUCUACAAGUUCAUCCAGCAGGCCCGCGACCACAGCAUCCCCGUCGCCGCCACCCGCGACUGGCAUCCCACCAACCACGUCUCCUUCAAGGCCCGCGAUGGUCCGUGGCCGCCGCACUGCGUCCGCGAAACCAAGGGCGCCGAGUUCCCCGAUGGCUUCCCUGUGUACAACAUCGGCUCGAAUCUGGCCAUCCUCAAGGGCACCACGGCCGACAAGGAUGCCUACUCGGGAUUCGAUGGCACCGACCUCGACGUCCAGCUCAAGCAGCUCAACGUCCGCCGAGUCUUUGUCUGCGGCAUCGCAACUGAGUACUGUGUCCUCGCCACCGCCCAGGAUGCCCAUAAGCUCGGCUACGAGGUCUUUGUCCUUGAGGAUCUGAUCUCGGCCGUCGAGCCCGAGCGAACUGACGAAAUCCUGAGCGUCAUGCGUCAAGAGGGAAUCAAUAUCUUGAGCACCCAGGAUGCCCAGUUCCUCUAGUCUACGUCCGAUGGACCCUCGCCGAUACGGCACUCUAUUUAUGUUAGGCGACGCUUCCGAUCUGCCUGCGCAUGUUGCCCACUGCCCCAAGUCUACCUCUUCGCGCCAGUCGUGGAGCCACAUCCCAACAGGGUGAGCUGCCGGCGACCUGUCCUCUGCCGGAGUCUGCCCUUGGGUCGAUGGAGAUGAUGUUACGUAUGAGUUGGAUGUCGCCUGUCCUUGUAUGUAUUGCUGCAUUUUUCGCCUUUCCAGCACCGGCCCUCCUUUUGUUUUCCCUCUCUUUCACUUCGCCUCUCAGGAUCUCCCAUUUUUUCUUGUAUGUGUGUGUGUGCAGUCGCUUUGCUCGCUUUGCUCUCAAACCCCAAGUCCGCCGAAUGCUCCGGGGCUGCUGUGGGUCUCGGCUCUACCAUAGCUUCUCGCCCCAGUAAUAUAGUCUUCCCAAGGCUUGAGCCGCACCG